AGGCGCGGGUGCUAGGGUCUCUGGCACCUGGGAGAUCCCCUUCCUCCCCGCAUGGAAAAGCCAAGUUGGGAAGAGGAAUUCCACCUCCAGUGCCCGAGGGGCUAAGAGGAGAGGGGAAGAGAGUGAGGGAGACAGUAAUUGCUUUAACAAUCCCUUACUUGUAGACUGCGUCAGCUUUUAAGUCUCUUUCCCAUUCAUAAUCUCAUUUAAUUCCAUUCUCUUUCUCAUUCAUUCUUUCAUUUAUUCAGCAAAUAUUUAUUGAGCAUCUCCUAUGUGUCUGGCAUUAUGUUAAAACCUGGAGAUACAGUGAUUGUUAAGUGUUGGGCUUCUCGGGAGAAUCAAAGCGCAAAGCUCUAUGGCUUUUUUUAAAAAAAUUAUUAUUCCUUUCUUUUCUUUUCUUUUUUUGUUUUUCUAAAGCUCUGCCACUUACGGUGUGGUUUUGGAGAAACUGGUUUAUCUGUGCCUCAGGUUUCCCACCUGUAAAGCAAAGCGUGUGAAAUCUCACAGGGUUGUUGUGAGGCUCAAAUGAGAUAAUGUUGGGGAAAGAUCUUUAUAAAUCUCACAACACUAUGUGACUGGAUGAUGAUGAUUAAUUUGCACCAAUCUGUUAGUUGCUUGUUUGUUCAUGUAAGCCUUUACAUUAUUUCAUGCUUUAGUUGAGCUUGAAAUCUGAAUUGAGAACCUGGGCAUGAGUCCCAAUUUGUCCAGCUGUGUGAUCUUAAGCAACCAACUAAACUACUCUGAGCCUGUUUCAUCAUCUGAAAAAUGAGGGUGUCAAUAUUGACCAACCUCUUAGUGUUGGUGUAUUCAAUGAGAUACUGGAUACACCAGUGAAAAGUGUGUUCUUCAGUGUAAAUAAAUGUUGGCUAACAUUGUAUUUAGGGCAGAUUCUUUGGUUUCUAAUUCUCAAUGCAGUAUUUCUGUUUCUGUGGGAUUUUUCCCGCUGUAAUAUCCAGUACAGUGUGUGCACACUUGGGGCUCGGAAGCUUCUACUGCCUUCCUUUCUGAGAGGAGAGGAUAAAAUGGGACCAGUGGGACUGUGCGUGCUGAGCCUGUGAUCAAGCCAUGGGCCAGGUCCUCUGACUUCUGCUGACCUGGUGGCCCUGAUCUCUGGCCUCGGAGGACGCUUGCCCAGGGAUUCUCACUGCUGUUGGUGUUGUCCUGCACUCCCAGGCUCCAGGUCCUCCGGAGAAGAGGGCAUUGUCCCUAUAGGGCAAGAGUCCCGAGCCUCAGGUCUUCCUCUUCAGGGGCCAAAGCAGAGGCUGGCGAGUCAGGGUGCAUGCAAAGAGGAAGCCCAGGAGUUUCCCUAGGGUUACCAGAGGGCUGGGGGCCUAGUGACCAGGAAAGGGUGGUGCAGGCAGUGGUACAGGGGGUGGUGCUCUGAGAGCCCAGGGUGCUUGGGUUAAUCAUCACUGGGGCUCAGAUAAGGCCCUGCCAACUGGAAGCAGAGUCGUUGUGACCAGAGGGGUUUGUGUGGCUGAAGAGGCAGGUGGAACAGUGUAUCCACAGCGUGGGACCAUGCCAGGCACAAAACGGUUUCAACAUGUCAUUGAGACCCCGGAGCCUGGCAAGUGGGAGUUGUCUGGGUACGAGGCAGCUGUGCCAAUCACAGAGAAGUCAAACCCACUGACCCAGGAUCUAGACAAAGCAGAUGCUGAGAACAUUGUUCGACUGCUGGGGCAAUGUGAUGCUGAGAUCUUCCAGGAGGAGGGGCAAGCCCUGCCCACAUACCAGAGACUCUACAGCGAAUCCAUUCUGACCACCAUGGUACAGGUGGCUGGGAAAGUUCAGGAAGUGCUGAAGGAGCCAGAUGGGGGGCUGGUUGUGCUGAGUGGAGGGGGCACCUCUGGCCGGAUGGCAUUCCUCAUGUCGGUGUCCUUUAAUCAGCUGAUGAAAGGUCUGGGACAGAAACCUCUUUACACCUACCUCAUUGCAGGGGGUGACAGGUCUGUGGUGGCCUCUAGGGAGGGGACAGAAGAUAGUGCCUUGCACGGGAUUGAGGAACUGAAGAAGGUGGCUUCCGGGAAGAAGAGGGUGAUUGUCAUUGGCAUUUCUGUGGGACUGUCUGCUCCCUUUGUCGCAGGCCAGAUGGACUACUGCAUGAACAACACAGCUGUCUUCUUGCCAGUCCUGGUUGGCUUCAAUCCAGUGAGCAUGGCCAGAAAUGACCCCAUUGAAGACUGGAGUUCAACAUUCCGACAAGUAGCAGAGCGGAUGCAGAAAAUGCAGGAGAAACAGAAAGCUUUUGUGCUCAAUCCUGCCAUCGGGCCCGAGGGUCUCAGCGGCUCCUCCCGGAUGAAAGGUGGAAGUGCCACCAAGAUUCUGCUGGAAACCCUGUUAUUAGCAGCCCAUAAGACUGUGGACCAGGGCAUUGCAGCAUCUCAAAGAUGCCUCCUGGAAAUCUUGCGGACAUUUGAGCGAGCUCAUCAGGUGACCUACAGCCAAAGCCCCAAGAUUGCCACCCUGAUGAAGAGCAUCAGCACCAGUCUGGAGAAGAAAGGCCACGUGUACCUGGUUGGCUGGCAGACCCUGGGCAUCAUUGCCAUCAUGGACGGAGUAGAGUGCAUCCACACCUUUGGCGCUGAUUUCCAAGAUGUCCGUGGCUUUCUCAUUGGUGAUCACAGUGACAUGUUUAACCAGAAGGCUGAGCUCACCAACCAGGGUCCCCAGUUCACCUUCUCCCAGGAGGACUUCCUGACUUCCAUCCUUCCCUCCCUCACGGAAAUCGACACUGUGGUCUUCAUUUUCACCCUGGAUGACAACCUCACGGAGGUGCAGACUCUAGUGGAGCAGGUGAAAGAGAAGACCAGCCACAUCCAGGCCCUGGCACACAGCACCGUGGGUCAGACCUUGCCGAUCCCUCUGAAGAGGCUCUUUCCCUCCAUCAUCAGCAUCACAUGGCCACUGCUUUUCUUUGAAUAUGAAGGGAACUUCAUCCAGAAGUUCCAGCGUGAGCUAAGCACCAAAUGGGUGCUGAAUACAGUGAGUACAGGUGCUCAUGUGCUUCUUGGUAAGAUCCUACAAAACCACAUGUUGGACCUUCGGAUUAGCAACUCCAAGCUCUUCUGGCGGGCACUGGCCAUGCUGCAGCGGUUCUCUGGACAGUCCAAGGCUCGAUGCAUCGAGAGCCUCCUCCGAGCGAUCCACUUUCCCCAGCCACUGUCAGAUGAUAUUCGGGCUGCUCCCAUCUCCUGCCAUGUCCAGGUUGCACAUGAGAAGGAACAGGUGAUCCCCAUCGCCUUGCUGAGCCUCCUAUUCCGGUGCUCGAUCACUGAGGCUCAGGCACACCUGGCUGCAGCUCCUUCUGUCUGUGAGGCUGUCAGGAGUGCUCUUGCUGGGCCAGGUCAGAAGCGCACUGCGGACCCCCUCGAGAUCCUAGAGCCUGACGUUCAGUGAACCCAUGUUUCUGGGUGGGUGAAAGGGGCCCAACCCUGGCCACUUCAGCCCAGCCCACCCAAGGGGACUUGUGCCAGCAGCACAUGUGGGAGGAAGAAGCCCGGUUUCCAGGGCAUCAGCAGCCCGGGUUAGGGAGAAAUAUUCUCUCCACUUUGGGGGAGAGUUCUUGUUCUUGACCUAGUGGUUUCUACUCUCACCGACUUAUUCUGAUUUCAGAAAUAAAAUGAAAUGUCUUAUUUUGGAAAGU
Molecule: messenger RNA, 3643 nt
Organism: Nomascus leucogenys (northern white-cheeked gibbon)
Lineage: Eukaryota; Metazoa; Chordata; Mammalia; Primates; Hylobatidae
Gene: GCKR
Product: glucokinase regulator
Biological process (GO): negative regulation of glucokinase activity; glucose homeostasis; response to fructose
Cellular component (GO): mitochondrion; nucleoplasm; cytosol
Molecular function (GO): fructose-6-phosphate binding; enzyme inhibitor activity; enzyme binding
Source: RefSeq, a predicted model, not a curated record